This is a messenger RNA of Cucumis sativus (cucumber), 1026 nucleotides long. Its product is annotated as protein TIFY 10A. The transcript has 5 exons. NCBI's taxonomy places the organism in Eukaryota, Viridiplantae, Streptophyta, Magnoliopsida, Cucurbitales, Cucurbitaceae. Bases 82 to 777 code for a protein of 231 amino acids. Gene Ontology annotation, biological process: response to wounding; regulation of jasmonic acid mediated signaling pathway; regulation of defense response. The record is from RefSeq and is a predicted model, not a curated record. Gene Ontology annotation, cellular component: nucleus.
CCACACACACACAAUUAAUAAUCUAAAUUAUAAAAAUUGAAUUCACCUUCUUCACCUUCUUCACCUUCUUCACCUUCACCCAUGUCGACUUCUUCCGGAUUCUCUCAGAUUUCUUCUCAUAGAUCCAUCUCCAACUCCCCUGAUAACCUCGCCUUUCUUCCCCUACAUCCCAUGCUCCUUUCUCCCACCGAUUUGAAUCUCGGUUUCUCCCCUAAUCUCCGCCGAACUAACGGGUCGGUGCCGGAGUUCUUUAACUCGCCGGAAAAAAUGGCGGAUCGGAAGUCUUUGGAUUUGUUCCCUCAAGAGGCAGGAUUUGGUAACUCAAACGACGUCGAUUCAAGGGUUUAUAAAUCGGUGACGGCGGCGCCUCAAACUUCCCAAAUGACGAUUUUUUACGCUGGCCAAGUUUUUGUGUUCAACAAUAUUCCGGCUGAUAGAGUCGGCGACGUUAUGUUUCUAGCCAGUCAAGAAAGCUCGAGAUUGAACAUCCCUACCGUCGCUGCCCGUCAGCCGCCCAUCUUGGUCGGCACUCCCGCCGAUUCUUUAAGUUCCACUUCCCCUGUUCCCACUCGCAACCAAACUUCUCCUCCGCCGCCUCCUCCUCCUUCCGUUCCCGGUGCUCUCCCGAUGGCUCGUAAAGCUUCGAUUCAGCGUUUCUUGGAGAAGAGAAAAGACAGACUAACUCCGAGAACGCCUUACCAGAGCAGCUCUCCGGUGACAAGCAAGAAGACCGGCGAGAAUUCAUGGCUGGGAUUGGCGGUGCAGUCUCAAAAAUAGUAUUAAGAAAUAUGAAAUUUGAAGUAGAGAGAAAGAAACUUAGAUUAAAGAAUAAAGGGAGUUUGUUGUUGCCAUUUUUGCAUAAGCCUCUGUUUUUGUGAAAAGCUCUGUUUUUCGGAGGCUAUGGAUUUCCUUUUCUUCUUAACCUUAUCGAUUCCUUUGGUCGAUAAUAUCUUUGUAAAAUUAAUAUAUAUUUCUUUACUUUCUAUUCUUUAAUAUUUACUAAUGUUUCUAUUUUGGUCUCAUCAA